Molecule: messenger RNA, 355 nt
Organism: Caenorhabditis elegans
Lineage: Eukaryota; Metazoa; Nematoda; Chromadorea; Rhabditida; Rhabditidae
Gene: lsm-6
Product: U6 snRNA-associated Sm-like protein LSm6
Exons: 2
Coding region: 12-245 (77 amino acids)
Biological process (GO): mRNA splicing, via spliceosome
Cellular component (GO): cytoplasm; Lsm2-8 complex; nucleus
Molecular function (GO): RNA binding
Source: RefSeq, marked reviewed
CACUCUAGAAAAUGAGCAAACGACAGAAUCCCGCCGAAUUCCUGAAGAAAGUCAUCGGAAAGCCGGUUGUGGUGAAGCUCAACUCUGGCGUCGACUACCGUGGCAUUCUCGCAUGUCUCGACGGAUAUAUGAACAUCGCGCUCGAACAAACCGAAGAAUACAGCAACGGACAACUUCAGAACAAGUACGGCGAUGCGUUCAUCCGCGGGAACAAUGUGCUCUACAUCUCCACAUCGACGAAAUAACUUUUUUUUGAUUUCGAUUUAUUUUCCAAAUAUUUUUCCCUUUUUUGAGCUAUUUUGAGCAAAUUUCUUGUUUGAUACGUUUGGAUCUCGAAUAAAUUUGUGUUUUUUUU